UUUCCAUUUUGUGCAAUUUCACUUAUGAUACCGGCCAAUGCUUGGUUGCUAUUUUGGAAACUCCCCUUAGGGGGUACCCCUCAACUGGCCCUAUAAAGAGCCAGCCUGAGCUGCAGAGGAUUCCUGCAGAGGAUCCUGUGACAGCACGUGGACCUCCCACAGCCUCUCCCACAGGUACCAUGAAGGUCUCCGUGGCCGCCCUCGCUGUCAUCCUCGUUACUACAGCCCUCUGCGCUCCUGCAUCUGCCUCCCCAUAUGCCUCAGACACCACACCCUGCUGCUUUGCCUACAUUGCCCGCCCACUGCCCCGUGCCCACAUCAAGGAGUAUUUCUACACCAGUGGCAAGUGCUCCAACCCAGCAGUCGUCUUUGUUACCAGAAAGAACCGCCAAGUGUGUGCCAACCCAGAGAAGAAAUGGGUUCGGGAGUACAUCAACUCUUUGGAGAUGAGCUAGGAUGGAGAGCCCUUGAACCUGAACUUACACAAAUUCGCCUGUUUCUGCUUGCUCUUGUCCUAGCUUGGGAGGCUUCCCCUCACUAUCCUACCCCACCCCCUCCUUGAAGGGCCCAGAUUCUACCACACAGCAGCAGUUAUAAAAACCUUCCCCAGGCUGGACGUGGUGGCGCACGCCUGUAAUCCCAACACUUUGGGCGGCCAAGGCGGGUGGAUCACUUGAGGUCAGGAGUUUGAGACCAGCCUGACCAACAUGAUGAAACCCCAUCUCUACUGAAAAUACAAAAAUUAGCCUGGCGUGGUGGUGCAUGCCUGUAAUCCCAGCUACUGGGGAGGCUAAGGCAGAAAAAUCGUAUGAACCAAGGAGGUGGAGGCUGCAGUGAGCUGAGAUUGUGCCACUUCACUCCAGCCUGGGUGACAGAGUGAGACUCCGUC
This is a messenger RNA of Rhinopithecus roxellana (golden snub-nosed monkey), 889 nucleotides long. It is a transcript of the gene CCL5, whose product is annotated as C-C motif chemokine ligand 5. Gene Ontology annotation, biological process: positive regulation of T cell chemotaxis; lymphocyte chemotaxis; cellular response to interleukin-1. The transcript has 3 exons. The coding region runs from base 180 to 455 and encodes 91 amino acids. Gene Ontology annotation, cellular component: extracellular region. The record is from RefSeq and is a predicted model, not a curated record. Lineage: Eukaryota; Metazoa; Chordata; Mammalia; Primates; Cercopithecidae. Gene Ontology annotation, molecular function: chemokine activity; CCR chemokine receptor binding.